CUCUCUGCCGCACUUCCCCAUCUGUGAAGUGGGGAUAAUAAUGCUUUCCGACCUCAUGAGGUGUUGGGAGGAUAAAUAAACAAAAGAUUCUAAGGUGCUCAGACACUACAGUAAUGCGGAGAGGGAGGUAAUAUAAGUACCCUGGUCUACACUAUGAGUUUAUGUCAGAUUUAGCAGGUUACAUCGAAUUAACCCUGCACCCAUCCACAAAACUAAGCCAUUUUUUCGACAUAAAGGGCUCUUAAAACCCAUUUCUGUACUCCUCCCCAACGAGGGGAUUAGCGCUGAAAUCGACAUCACCGUUUCAAAUUAGGGUUGGUGUGGGCGCAAUUCGAAGGUGUUGGCCUCCGGGAGCUAUCCCACAGUGCACCGUUGUGACCGCUCUGGACAGCACUCUGAACUUGGAUGCACUGGCCACGCCAGGUGUACAGGAAAAGCCCCAGGAACUUUUGAAUCUCAUUUCCCGUUUGGCCAGGCGAGCUCAUCAGCACAGGUGACCAUUCAGAGCUCAUCAGCACAUGUGACCAUGCAGUCCCAGAAUCGAAAAAGAGCUCCAGCAGGGACCGAACGGGAGGUACUGGAUCUAAUCACUGUAUGGGGAGAGGAAUCCGUGCUAUCAGAACUACAUUCCAAAAGACGAAACGUCAAAACAUUUCAAAAAAUCUCCGAGACCAUGAGGGACAGAGGCUACAGCAGGGACGCAACACAGUGCCACUUAAGGAGCUCAGACAAGCGUACCAGAAAACCAAAGAAUCAAACGGACGCUCCAGGACAGAGCCCCAGACAUGCUGCUUCUACCCUGAGCUGCAUGCAAUUCUGGGGGGGUGGGGUGGGGUGCCACCACUGUCCCACCCCUGUCCGUGGACUCCGAUGAUGGGGUACUCUCCGCUAUGCCAGAGGAUUUUGCAGACGGGGAAGAUGAUGAGGAGGAGGACGAGCUUGAGGAGAGCACACAGCACACCAUUCUCCCCAACAGCCAGGAUCUUUUUAUCAUCCUGACUGAAAUACCCUCCCAACCCAACGAAGCCGGAGAAGGGACCUCUGCAGCUGCAAAUGUUUCAAGCCUCCCUCCUCCGUCCCAAAGGCUAUCUCAGAUAAGGCGGCGAAAAAAACGCAUGCGUGAUGAAAUGUUCUCUGAGCUCAUGCAGUAGUCCUGCACUGACAGAGCUCAGCAGAGUGUGUGGAGGGACACAAUAGCAGAGUACAGGAAAGUGGCCGAUGAACAUGAGGAGAGGUGGCGGCAGGAAGAUCAGAGGAGGCAUGAGGAAAUGCUGGGGCUACUGCAGGAUCAAACGGACAUGCUCCAGCAUCUGGUGGAGGUUCAUGAAUGGCAGCAGGAUCACAGACUGCCGCUGCAACCCCUGUUUAACCACCCUCUCUCUUCCCCAAGUUCCAUAGCCUCCUCACCCAGACACCCAAGAACGUGGGGCCGGGGGGAGAGGUUCCGGGCACCCAACCACUCCACCCCAAUGUACAGCCCAAGAAACAGAAGGCUGUCAUUCAAGAAGUUUUAAAAUGGACUUUUCCUUCCCUCCUACCCUCCUCCCACACCCCACCCAGGCUACCUUGGAUACAUCAGGACAAGGGAGAUUCUGCACCAUAUUUCGUUCCUAUUCAAGAGGUGCUCAGGGGGUGAUACUGGUAUAUGACAUUACAAAUCGCUGGUCAUUUGAUGGUAUUGAUCGAUGGAUAAAGGAGAUAGAUGAGCAUGCUCCUGGUGUACCUAAAAUCCUGGUUGGAAAUCGCCUUCAUUUAGCCUUCAAGCGUCAAGUCUCCACUGAACAAGCACAAGCCUAUGCCGAGAGACUAGGCAUGACUUUUUUUGAAGUUAGCCCACUUUGUAACUUUAACAUCACAGAGUCUUUUACUGAGCUGGCAAGGAUAGUGUUAAUGAGACAUGGGAUGGACCGGCUCUGGAGGCCAAACAAGGUACUGAAUCUGCAAGAUCUCUGCUGCCGUGCCAUAGUUUCAUGCACCCCUGUGCAUCUUGUCGACAAGCUCCCGCUCCCUGUUGCCUUACGAAGCCAUCUAAAAUCUUUCUCUAUGGCCAACGGCCUUAAUGCCAGGAUGAUGCAUGGACGCUCCUACUCACUCACUGCCAGCAACAACAACAAAAGGAACAGCCUAAAGAAAGCUAAAAUCAUCCGUCCCCCACAGAGCCCACCAAAAAAUUGUACAAGAAACAGUUGUAAAAUUUCCUAAACCUGAUGUGGCUGAAAAACAAGGUUGACUUUCCUCACAUGGAGCCUUGAACACAGGGAGUCCUGUUGAAUAGCUGAGCAUGCUCCGUGUAUCACAUGACAUUGACAAAAAUAAGGAAAGACUUAUUUUACAGUGUGCUCACUAUAACAAUGCUGCUUUGGAAUGAAUGAUGUGUUCUGUGCAACAGAAGUGGAUGUGACACUUUGCUUUUGGACUUUUAGAUUGGAAUUUUUGUUGUGCACAAUGCUCGUGUUUUGAGAUGUGUGUUUUUUAUAAAGGGAAUAAUUAUCAUUUUAUUAAGUUGUUAAUUACAAUAGAUCUUGGAAGUGACUUGUGUAAUUCACUAGAUAAAAAUCUGUUUUAUCACAAACUUUAUUUGCAAAUAGGCAAAAAUUAGUGUGUCAGUUUGUAGAUUCAAGCAAAGAUUUUUUUAAAUGCAAUGUAUUGUAUACAUUGAAACUUUACAAAUGGUGAGACAUUCUAGUACUAUUGAAGUAGUGGAUAUGAUUAUUUUUUGUACAACUUCCUUGGUAACCUCGAAGCACUAAUUUAACUAAGCUGCAAAUGUGUAUAUAGAAUAUUAUGCACAACAUGUUUUUGUCCAUUAAGUGUAUGAAACAGAUUUGAUAAAGUUUUUGCUAUGUUAUUUAAUACUUCUGGGGAUUAAUCUGUGGUUUAUAUUCUUAUUUUUCUGUAAAUCUACAUUUUUUGUACCAGAUGUUCUACAAAGUGUAGUUCUAAGAAGAAAAUGCCAAAGACAAUAGUUGCAACAACAGUAAGAGGAAUGUGACUGAAGAGCUGCUUUAUAGGGAAAGAACAAUAUUAUUUAAAAAUAAAUGUUCCUGGAAAAACAAA
Messenger RNA from Caretta caretta (loggerhead turtle), 3057 nucleotides. RefSeq names its product RAB40B, member RAS oncogene family (gene RAB40B). Gene Ontology annotation, biological process: intracellular signal transduction. Gene Ontology annotation, molecular function: GTPase activity; GTP binding. The record is from RefSeq and is a predicted model, not a curated record. Lineage: Eukaryota; Metazoa; Chordata; Testudines; Cheloniidae.